Molecule: messenger RNA, 729 nt
Organism: Ruditapes philippinarum (Manila clam)
Lineage: Eukaryota; Metazoa; Mollusca; Bivalvia; Venerida; Veneridae
Exons: 2
Coding region: 1-729 (242 amino acids)
Biological process (GO): signal transduction
Source: RefSeq, a predicted model, not a curated record
AUGGGUAUACAAAAUCAUUGCCGCUUCGAAAUUCCAUUCAUUUUCAAUGGAAAGACUGUUAUUCUGAAAGUAACGAAAUUCUCAACGUGUGAUGACGUCAUCCACAUGAUUCUUCAUAAAUUCGGACAGCCGAUUACAAAAGUCGCUUUAUACGCCAUGUACGAGAGAACUUUGUCUAUGGAGCGGCAAUUAUCUGGAAGAUCCUUGGUAUACAAAGUCUGGAGAUCUUGGGGCUGUGAGAGAAAACAUUUUCAGUUUCUUAUUAAAUGUAAAGAAACUAAACUACAAUUUAAGAGAAGUUUGAGCAGCACUUCAUCUGAAAAUGACAUUGAUGAACUUUUUCUAGAUCACUAUAAUAAGAAGGCACAAAUACUAAAGGAACAGGGAAAAUCGACGGCUGAUGUUAAUCACGUUAGCUUUAGCAGUGAAGAUCGAAAAACAACUGAAAAUACUAAGACGACAAAAGGACAGCCGUCUUCUUCCAAGAAUUCAGAGAGUGAGUCGGAUAACUCAUUUUCGGAUACAGAUUCUGAAGAUGAUUUGAGUUUUUAUGACACUGAACCUGAAUCCAUGAACAAAGCAUUUAUAAAGAGUUCGCGUGAUUCAGAUAGUGAUGAAGGUAUCGACGUCACAAGUGUAAACUCUAUAGAUCUGGAUACUGCUUUUAUCGAUAACAACAAAUGUACCAGUGCUCUUGAUAUUAUAUUUGGACGUAGAACCCGAGAUUGA